ACCGUGUCAGGAAGAUCCCGACCCCGCGAGGCUGGUCCAGCCCCUGCUUUCCUGUCCCCGCGCGGCUGCUCCAUCCUCCGAGGGGGUAGAUAGCGGCUUCACCCAGCGCAGCGAUGCAGGGUUGGAGGCAGGCGGCACCUGGAGGUUCUGAGACUGUCACAGGUCAGGGGACAGGACCGAGAACCAGCAGAAACCUGUGUCAGGAGAGAGAGUCAGAGCCGGGCUGCUCCAUGUUGGAACUGAGGCUUCUACUUUUAGGGAAACAUGGCGCAGGGAAAAGUGCCACAGGAAACACCAUUCUGGGCAAAGCUGUGUUCAAGUCCAGGUUCAGUGAGCAGAUGGUGACUAAAACGUGCCAGAGAGAGAGAGGGGCCACGCAGGGGAGGGAGGUUGUGGUCAUUGACACCCCUGACCUUUUCUCCUCGAUAGCUUGUGCCAAUGACAAGGAAGGCCACAUUGAGCGCUGCCUGGAGCUCUCGGCUCCCAGCCUCGACGCCUUGCUUCUGGUAAUUCCCAUCGGCCAUUAUAAGGUGGAGGACAGAGAAACAAUCAAGGGCAUCCAGAAGGUGUUUGGAGCUAAAGCCAGGAAGCACAUCAUUAUAGUCUUUACUUGGAAGGAUGAUUUGAUGGAUGGCUUGCUGGAAGAUUACAUUGAAAGUGACAAGUCUGUGAAGGACUUGGUUCAAAACUAUGGCGUCCGAUACUGUGCUUUCAACAACAAGGCAAGUGAAGAUGAGCGGAACGCCCAGGUGAAGGACCUCCUCUGCAAGGUCAAGUGUUUGGUGGAUGAGAACCAAGGACCAUACUGGGUGAACUUCAGAAAUGAAGACAGUGGAUUCCAGGACUGUGUGAAUGAAGCUACCUCUCAGAGGGAGGGCCAUCCCCACGGGUCAGGGGAGGAACAUCACCAGACUACAGGAUGUGAGCCGGACCGUGAGCCGUCAGCACUGAAGGUCUUGCUCGUGGGGAAGCACGGUGUGGGAAAAAGUACAGCCGGAAACAGCCUUCUGGGGAAGUGGGUCUUUGAGACCCAGUACAGUGAAAAGCCAGUAACCCAGAGGUGUAAGUCUGAGAGAAGAACCUGGAGAGGGAGGAAAGUUUUGAUCAUUGAUACUCCAGACUUCUCAUCUCCAAAGGAUGUUGAACAAGACCUUUUGAACCACACCUUUCCGGGUCCCCAUGCCUUCCUGCUGGUGACCCCACUGGGCUCUUUCAGUGAGAGAGAUUGCACGGUGCUGAGUACCAUCCAAAGCAUUUUUGGAGAUAAAUUCAUUGAGUACAUGAUUGUUCUCCUCACCAGGAAGGAAGAUCUAGGGAAUCAGGAUCUAGAUACGUUCUUAAAAAUCAGAGCUAAAAGGCUCUACGAGCUCAUCGAGGAAUGUAAAAACCGAAGCAGCGUCUUCAACUCUAGAGCAACGGGAGAAGAGGAACGGUGCCAGGUGGAUGAGCUCCUGCAAAAAAUUGUGAGCAUGGUGCAGCAGAAUGGAGGCAAGCCUUGCACCUUCAGGGGGAAAGAGCCCCUGUGCGUUAUCCUCGUGGGGAGGAGUGGGACUGGAAAGAGUGCCAGCGGUAACACCAUCCUCGGGAGGCCGGCGUUCCGCUCUCAGCUGGGAGCACAGCCGGUCACCAGGACAUGCCAGAGCGCCUGGACGGCGUGGGACGGGCAGGAUGUUGUGGUUGUGGACACUCCCCUGCCCUGCCUGGUGUCCGGAGCUGAAGGGGGUCCAUCCCAGCUAGACGGGGAGGUCAAACGCUGUUUGGCCUACUAUAAAGAAGGCAGUACGGUUCUGGUCCUGGUAUUACAAAUAGGACGGAUCACUGGAGAGGACAAAAAGGCAGUGGCGGAAUUAAAGACCAUCUUUGGAGAGGAAGUUAUGAAAUACACGAUUGUGCUGUUUACCCGGAAGGAAGACUUAGAGACCGGGAAGCUUGAAGAUUAUGUCAAAAACACAAAUAACAGAUAUCUUAGGGACAUAAUCGAAAAAUGUAAGGGGAGAUAUUGUGCUUUUAAUAACAAAGAAACUGGCCAAGCCAGGGAAGAGCAGGCAAGAGAGCUUUUGUCAGAGGUUAGUAACCUGAUAAAGUGCCAUGGAGAGCACGAACAUCCCCGUCCAUGGGGGAAUGUAGGCAAAAUAAUGAAAAAUUUUCAGCCCUCAAAAUUACUAAAUAAUUUAAAAAGUACAUUACUGUAAAAUUACUAAAUAACUUAAGGGGUAAGUCACUGUAGGAAGCCCCACAUUACUAAAUCAUUUAAAAGGUAAGUUGCUAUAGCAAGCUGAAAUGCCUGGGGUCUCUUUAAGUUAGAGAUACCCUCAGGCUACAAG
Molecule: messenger RNA, 2324 nt
Organism: Physeter macrocephalus (sperm whale)
Lineage: Eukaryota; Metazoa; Chordata; Mammalia; Artiodactyla; Physeteridae
Gene: GIMAP8
Product: GTPase, IMAP family member 8
Exons: 5
Coding region: 114-2192 (692 amino acids)
Molecular function (GO): GTP binding
Source: RefSeq, a predicted model, not a curated record